GGCAUGGCCUCGUGCGCCGGGGGCGGGACAUCACAGCGCGGGCGCGGCGCUUUUUCCCACGUCGCGGGCUCCUGGGCAGGCGUGUUAACCGCAUCCCAACUGACGGAAGGAGACAUGGGGGCCGUGGCCGCCAGGCGCUGCGUCGAGUGGCUGCUGGGCCUCUACUUCGUCUCGCAUAUCCCCAUCACGCUGUUUAUCGACCUGCAGCCCGUGCUGCCGCCCGAACUGUACCCGCAGCAGUUGAGCAGCCUGUUGCAGUGGUACUCCAGGGAGUUCAAGGACCCUCUGAUGCAGGAGCCCCCAGUGUGGUUCCAGUCCUUCCUGCUGUGUGAGCUUGUGUUUCAGCUGCCUUUCUUUCCAGUUGCCGCGUAUGCCUUCUUCAAAGGGAGCUGCCGGUGGAUCCGGAUCCCUGCCAUCAUGUACGCAGUUCACACCAUGACCACCUUAAUCCCAAUCCUCUACACAUUGCUAUUCGAGGAUUUCUCCAAGGCUGUUGCUUUCAAAGGACUAAGACCUGAGACUUUCCGUGAACGACUGACCCUCGUAGGUGUCUACGCCCCUUACUUGCUAAUCCCCCUCAUCCUGCUGCUGUUCAUGCUGCGGAACCCUUACUACAAGCAUGAAGAGAAACGAAAGAAAAAAUAAGGGGCAGCCACUAGCCUGGUGGGGAGAUCCCACAGCACAGUGCCUGUGGACAACACAAGAAAACUGCUCUGAACCCAUUUCAGCAGCAUUUGAAACACACCAACAACAGUGCACAGGAACAGGAUAGUGGCAAGAGCCACGCCACGCCUCGC
Messenger RNA from Acomys russatus (golden spiny mouse), 797 nucleotides. RefSeq names its product transmembrane protein 97 (gene Tmem97). NCBI's taxonomy places the organism in Eukaryota, Metazoa, Chordata, Mammalia, Rodentia, Muridae. Gene Ontology annotation, cellular component: endoplasmic reticulum. The coding region runs from base 4 to 645 and encodes 213 amino acids. The record is from RefSeq and is a predicted model, not a curated record. The transcript has 3 exons.